Messenger RNA from Exophiala spinifera, 4962 nucleotides. RefSeq lists its product as uncharacterized. Gene Ontology annotation, molecular function: 5'-flap endonuclease activity; single-stranded DNA helicase activity. The transcript is spliced from 3 exons. The record is from RefSeq and is a predicted model, not a curated record. Lineage: Eukaryota; Fungi; Ascomycota; Eurotiomycetes; Chaetothyriales; Herpotrichiellaceae. Gene Ontology annotation, biological process: replication fork reversal. The coding region runs from base 1 to 4962 and encodes 1653 amino acids. Gene Ontology annotation, cellular component: cytoplasm.
AUGCCGUUCUGUCCCCUCACCACCUCUUCUCAACCGCCAAAGAAAAACAAAGCGCAUGCACUCAAUAAAAGUCUGACUGCGGCACAACAAGACAAGGAAAACCAGACUUCGGCACAACACCACCGGCUCGACGGAUGCAGUCAAGAUGAGCACAACUUUGAUGAAAGCAGCACUCCCGAACGAAACGUUCCCCAGACGCCUGCCGUCCGGAUCCCGUUUGAAGACCUCAUUGCGAACACUGAAGAUGCUUUCAAUUGUGCACCACCACUGGCCACACCAGGAGAUCACGUAUUAUGGGAUCCUCAUAGCUCAAACAUGUCAGGGCCCGGGGCAGGGACGCAAAGAAGCAGGAAACGUGCCCAUAGUUCCUCCCCAGCGUCAUCACAGCAACUUUCUGCACAGAAGGACACUUUGAACCUCGAUACUUUGAACAAAUCCCUUCGAACUCCAAACAAUGACCCCACUCAAGAUCUCUGGAACAGAUACACCACUACGAAUGCUCCCAAAAGUAACCAAGAUGGGCAGGCAAUGGCGAACUACGGUCACCUCAUCCCUUCGUCGCCUCAAACACCCAGCACUACUAGCAAGGAUGGCAGCCUUCGCCGAACACAUAGCUGCGGAGUCGAAUGGCCAACAUCAAAAGCAAAGCGCCGGAGGAUUGAUGCCAACCUCAAUCAUGGCCGCACAAAACAGCUGUUUGCAGCGUCGCGUCAAGAUAUCCUCCGUCGCGAUCUGUCCAACAAUACUCGGGUUGGUCUACUCUUGGAAAAGAUCCAAGAAAGCUUGACCAAGAAGGCUAUUCCAGCAGAGAAGAGUCCUUCAAGUUCUUCGCCUUUGCCAGAUUUGGUGAGACGUUCGGAGGCUUUAGUGUCGCCAACGCGACCCCGGAGUCAAGGAUGGACACGGCAAGGCAAACAGAUCCAAGAGGAUCCUCCCCCUACCCUGGCAUCCACUGCGAAAUCCCAGACGGAUGCUCAGAUGGCGAAGUCCUUCACUUUGGAAUUCGAAGACGAUGGUCUCGAUCUUGAGGCAUUCGAAGAUCUAGAGCAAGCACUCGAGCGCGCAGCAGAGACGGAAAUUUGCAUUGCAAGGGACGAGCCUAACUUUGGAUCUUCGAAUGCGUCGGACCACCGCCAUGAAGCCAGCACAAAUUCGAAGAGGUUGUCAGAUGAAUCUAAUGUUAAGGAGGCUCCCGAGGAGUUUGACGACGAUUUUGACGAUGACGACGAAGAUCUUAUGAAUGAAAUGAUCGGUCUUGCCGCUCAGUAUGACUCGCAGGACAAGUCUGCAGCUGAGAAACAGCCGACCGCAGUAGCUUCUGCGCAUGCUCCCAAGCGCCUAGAAACGCUCGAUGAAUUUGAUGACGCUUUCGAUGACGACGACGAUGAUUUAUGGAAAGAUAUCGCUAAUGCAACCUCGGACACUGUGGGAGAAGGCAGACCAGCUGGCUCGAACAUUGUGGACAACAGAGCCAUCAAACGUUACCUUGUCAUCGACGUGUUUGAUAGUGUUUACGAGUACAAGCCUGGACGUAAACGACCAGAAAAAAUGCUCUCCGUCAAGGAUGACAAGACCGGCAUGCUCUACAUAGUCUGCCUGCGAGAUUCUUGGUAUGAUACUCGAUGCACCAAAGGCUCAUAUGUCCACAUCAUUGGAAACUUCGAUCGCAGAGGGCAGUGCAUCGUCAACGACGCCGAAAACAUGAUAAUCCUCCACCCGGAUCAUCUAAUCUCUUCGACGGUCGUAGGUGAUUCUUUCACGUGCAUGCGAAGAGCUGUGCUGCAAGACAGAGUCAAAGCAACCGGGGCAGCUACCCAACCACAAGUCUAUGGCCAUAUUCUGCACGAAGUCUUUGGACAGGCGCUCCGUAUCAACAAGUGGGACAUUGAUACAUUCAGAGCUAUCAUCGCCAAGAUCCUGCCAACUUAUCUUGAAUCGCUCUACGAGAUUAAUGUCCAGGUGCAAGACGCCACUGAAUAUCUGCUGGGGAAAGCACCCGAGCUGAUGGCCUGGGCGAGUGUCUUUGUGGGCGACACAUUAUCUGCUGAUGCUGUAGCUCGUGACCGCCAUGGCUUGCUCGUACCAACCACAAUCAACAAACUGCUCGAACUAGAAGAACACAUCUGGUCGCCUAUGUACGGUCUCAAGGGCAACAUCGAUGCAACCGUACAAGUCCAAAUGAAGCUACCAGAAGACUCUUCCCCGAGAACGUUGCUGGUCCCCUUUGAGCUGAAGACCGGCAAGAGAGAUAACGUUGAACAGCACCGGGUCCAAACAGCUUUGUACACUUUACUGCUCUCCGACAGAUACGACGUCAAUGUCACCUGUGGCAUCCUGUAUUAUUUGGAGUCUUCAAAAACAUUCCGUGUGGAAGGCAUCAGAAAUGAGCUUCGGCACAUGGUCAUUGAGCGGAACGAACUUGCUUGUUACGUUCACGACAAGUUGGCGUUACCCCCAAUGAUCAAAAAGGAACAUCUCUGUAAGAAUUGCUAUUCCAAACCUGCUUGCUUCAUCUAUCAUAAGCUCUCAGAAGGUGGUGAUGGUGCUACAAGUGGGCUUGGUGAGAUAUUCAAUGAGGUGGUUGACCACCUUUCGCCCGACCACCAGGCAUUUUUCAGAAAGUGGGACGACUUGCUCACACAGGAAGAACGUGACAGCAUGAAAUUUCGCAGAGAGUUAUGGACGAUGCUGAGCUCGGAGCGCGAGGCUGUUGGGCGGUGCUUUUCGGAAGUUGUGUUACAGCCAGGAUCAGGUUUUGAAAAGCCUGGGAGCUCAAAGAUCAACAAAUUCGAGUACACGUUUGUCAAGCACAAACCUCGUCCUGGAUUCUCGUUCUCGGAAUCCCAGAUCACCACAGGUGAUCCCAUUGUGAUAUCAGACGAAAGCGGUCACUUCAACUUUGCUGCAGGCUUCGUUACCAACGUACGCCCUACACGAGUUGUAGUAGCGGUAGAUCGAAGACUUCAGCAUUCGAGACGCACAUUGGAAGGAUUUGACCCAGUUAAGAACCAGGUCUUCUCUGGUGUUAGCGCACCCGAGAUCGAGGAUACGCCUCCGGACGACUUACCAUUUCUCUAUCGGAUCGACAAGGACGAAUUUGCAAACGGAAUGGCAACGGCUCGCAACAACAUCAUCCGUAUGAUGGAGAAAGACCUUUGGAUAGCUCGUGAACUCCGACAUUUAAUCAUUGAUAACAAGCCUCCCGAAUUCAAAGUCACUUCUACAGCGUAUACGCUGACCGGAACAUCGUCUCAGUCGAGUUUGAAUGUCGACCAACGUCGCGCGAUUGAGAAGGUGAUGAGUGCGAAAGACUAUGCACUCAUACUGGGAAUGCCUGGAACAGGCAAGACAACCACCAUCGCUCAUAUCAUCCGUGCUUUGGUCGCACAGGGGAAAUCGGUUGUUCUCGCUUCUUACACUCAUACAGCUGUCGACAAUAUCUUGUUGAAAAUCAAGGAUGACAAGAUUCCAAUACUACGCAUUGGUGCUGUCAAUAAAGUGCAUCCUGAUAUCCAGAAAUUCGCACACAUCUCCGGAGUACCCAAGCAUACAAUGGAAGACUUAAAGGAUUCCUGGGAAAACACCAAAGUCGUCGCAACGACCUGCCUCGGAGUCAAUCAUGGCAUCUUCAAUGCUCGCACUUUCGACUAUUGUAUCGUUGACGAGGCUUCUCAGAUUACGUUGCCGGUCUGUCUAGGCCCAAUCAGAAUGGCCCGUACAUUCAUCCUUGUUGGGGACCACUACCAGUUACCACCGUUGGUGCAGAACAAACAAGCUCUAGAAGGUGGCCUGGAUGUCAGCCUCUUCAAGCUUUUGUCGGAUGCGCAACCCGGGUCAGUCGUGAAUUUAGAACACCAGUAUCGAAUGGCAGAAGACAUCAUGCUAUUGUCGAAAGAGCUUGUGUACAUCGGCCGGAUCAAGUGUGGUAACGAGGCGGUUGCGAAUCAAACUUUGCACAUUCCUGGUUUGGAAGCAGGGCUCGCUCUGCACCAUCAUACUGCUUCGACCGCGGUCAGGUCUUCCCAGGAUCUCUGUUUAUCUGACGGUAGCUGUUGGCUUCGACGGGCGCUCUUACCUUCAUCACGGUGCUUGUUUCUCAAUACGGACACCGUCGUUUCACCCGAGUCAGGACAGGAGACCGUGUCCGGAGCACGUAUCACGAACGCAUGUGAAUCCAAAUUGACUGCUCAGUUGGUGGCCACACUUAUUGACUCAGGUAUCUCUCCUCGGGCUAUAGGUGUCAUUACCUUUUAUCGAUCCCAGCUUGCUUUGAUCCGGUCAGACGUUAAAGCUGCUACUGGAUCGGUAGCCGCAGGAGAAGUGGAAAUGCAUACUGCAGACAAAUAUCAGGGUCGGGACAAAGAAGUCAUUAUCCUCAGUUGCGUGAGAAGUAACAAGAACAACCAUGUUGGGGAUCUGCUGAAAGACUGGCGGAGAGUGAAUGUGGCUGUUACUCGCGCUCGGAGUAAGCUGCUAAUUCUCGGCAGCAGGCAGACACUGGGCAGCAGUGAUGUUCCAAUUCUUCAGGGCCUCGUCAGGAUUAUGUCCGAAAAAGGCUGGGUUUUGAAUUUACCUGUGGGUGCCGCUCGGUCGCAUUUAUUUGAGACCGUGUCGGGUCCUACGCAAAGAAGCACCUUUGCAUCCGGAGAUAAAGUGCCUUCUCCACCAAUGUCGUCUAGCACCACAAAGAAGAAGCCUCCUCUGGGAGCUGUGACGGCAAAUGGCAGUCCUAAGAAGCACAACACUUUCAGGAAGCCGGCAAAAGUGGUUCGUGGAAGUACAGUUGUGGGCGAGAUCGAAAAGGUUCUGGCCACGACGCCGGUCACGCAGGAUAUAAUGAACGAGCUCGAUGGUGGUGGCUUAGCGGGAAAGGAGAAUCACAAUCUGAUUGUGGAUUUGACAGAUGACAUCGACAUGGAUAUGGAUGCAGAUUUUGACCCGACCGAUUUUGGAGUAUAUUGA